AUUAACACUGACUGAUUACACACCAUUGUCACGUGAAACGGCCUUUUGUCGUGACGGGAUUAUGGCCGGAUUGGAUUACCGGUAUAUCCAAGGUUUCAUUAGCUAACACACUUGUCCAGAAAACCUGACCUUGUUUACAACAGUUCAAUGCAAGAUUUAACCAAUGGCAAAGACAUUUAAGUGAUAUUAUACCGGAUUACAAAAUCACGGGACCAGAAUUGCAAGAUGUAACUCUUAAUUGUGAGGAAAAAAAAGAAUGGCAAGAUAUAAACUCAAAAUUCUGAGGAAAAGAGGAUCAUGAAAUAUCAGAAUUCUGAAUUAUGUUUAUAUCUGGCAAUUCUGCCUUUUUGUUCAUCAUUUUAGGAUUCUGUUUAUAUCUAGUGAUGUAGGCUAACUUUUAUUCCAGGAUUUUUUUUUUAAAUUUGAGCCCGCACAUAAGAGACGAUCAGUCGUAACGAGAUCACGUGAAGGCACGUGCUGGCUUUCCUCGCGGCUUUAGGUGACCGAGAUCGUUUACCUGUCCUCGUUAUGGAUUAGUUUCGCAAACAGCACUAUUCGCUGUUGUCUUGCCCUUUGCCACGGUAGUAAAUGCACAAAAAGCGGGGGGUCAUUUGACAUCGCUUCACGCCAAAAACCCAGAAGUAUGGCACAGAGCCACUGUCAACAGGGAAGUGUUAGAUUUUAUUACUGCAUCCUAAUCUCCUUAGCCUCUUAAUUCCUCCCGACCGUGGUCUUGAGAUGCUGGAUGGAUGCACGAUGGCUUAAUCCCGCUUUAGAAGAGGUUACGCUUUGCCCUCCUGCGUUACUCGCAGCUUCUCGCCCAUGGAGGAGCUACUGAUCCCCGCGGACGCCGAGGAGGCGCCGCCGCCCGAGCCCGCCGUCUGCUUCUCUCCGGCGGGACCCGCGAAAACCCCGCUGGAGAGGAUGAAGGACUGCAUGUCGAGCACGUUCUCGGUCGGUGUCAGAGAUUACGUGAAGGACUACAUCAGGCAAAACGGGCUGCUGACGCUGUCGGUUCUCGCCGUGAUCACGGGAUGCGUCCUGGGCUUCAUGCUGAGGGGUCUGGGUCUCUCCACACAGGCAAAAAUCUAUUUCUCCUUCCCCGGUGAGCUGCUCAUGAGGAUACUUAAAAUGUUGAUUCUUCCCCUGAUCACCUCCAGUUUAAUGUCUGGACUGUCGUCUAUGGAGUCGAAGGCCUGCUGCAAGAUGGGGGUGCUGACAGUCACUUACUACCUUUGGACCACUUUCAUCGCAGUAGUGGUUGGCAUUGUAUUAGUUCUCAUUAUCAAACCUGGCUUUGGGACACACGUGGAGCACGGCAGACUGGGAGGUGGACAAGUCAUAACGUCCGCAGAUGCCCUGCUGGAUCUGGUCAGGAAUAUGAUCCCCUCCAAUCUCAUUGAAGCCACAUUUCAGCAGUAUAAGACAGAAAUUAUUCCAAUCAUAAAAACACCAGUGAACACAGGACGCCCAAAUUUUGUCUACUUGAUGCCCGAUGAAGACAAUCCAAAGGGUCGGACGGUGCAACUGGAGCUAACACCACCUCCAGACAUCGAGUACAAGACCCAUCCAGGCAGCAGUCAACAGAUGAACGUCCUCGGCAUUGUUAUUUUCUCAGCCACGAUGGGUCUCUUACUUGGAAAAAUGGGUGAACGGGGAGCUCCUCUGGUGAACGUUUGCCAGUGCAUCAAUGAGUGCGUGAUGAAGAUCAUUAAUGCGGCCGUAUGGUAUUUUCCUUUUGGGAUCAUCUUCCUUGUGGCUGGCAAAAUCCUGGACAUGAGCGAUCCCUCCACACUUGGGAAGAAGCUGGGCUGGUACGGGCUGACGGUUAUGGCAGGCCUGUUCGUGCACGGCCUCAUAUUGCUUCCUUUCUUCUAUUUCAUUCUGACGCAGAAAAAUCCUUUCACGUACAUCAGAGGGCUUCUGCAAGCCAUGGUCAUUGCUCUCGCCACAUCAUCCAGUUCAGCAACGCUGCCCAUCACAAUGAAAUGUUUGCUGGAGAACUGCCGAGUGGACAGGCAGAUUGCCCGGUUCGUGCUGCCUGUGGGGGCCACCAUUAACAUGGACGGAACGGCGCUGUAUGAAGCGGUCGCUGCUAUUUUCAUCGCCCAGGUCAAUGACUACGAACUGGAUUUCGGACAGCUGGUAACCAUCAGCAUAACAGCGACCGCUGCCAGCAUAGGUGCCGCUGGGAUCCCUCAGGCAGGCCUUGUAACCAUGGUGAUAGUGCUCACAUCCGUCGGAUUGCCAGCGGAUGACAUCACGCUGAUUGUGGCCAUUGAUUGGAUCUUAGAUCGCUUUCGAACCAUGAUCAACGUGCUAGGAGAUGCUCUGGCAGCUGGAAUCAUUGGUCACUUGUGUCGAAAAGACUUCCCACCUGACAGAGUGGCGAAAGCAAAUGGAACUACGCAGGAGAGCCAGGCGGCUCAAAACGUGGAGAAUGUGCCUUUAACUGAAGUACCGCUGCUAGCCGGCAAAGACUGUAUAUUCGAGGUGGUUGGAGACACAGUUUUUGAACGACCCACAGUCUACUACAAUAUAUGUCAGGUCUGAGCCACCAGACGAUUGCCUUAAAUUCAACGUACCUCCUUUCUACCACUGUGCCAUAAAGAAGAACUGACGAACACUUUCUCUGGUUCUUCCGUCUCUGCUUUUUGAAACAGACUAAUAUUGGCUGUUUUAUACAGCUAAAUACAUUUGGGCAGCACUCCUUUCCUUAUGCAAGGGAAAUACUUCUAUUUACAAGGACAGGCCAAAUUAGUUUCUUUUUUCGCUCUGCUGCUGGAGGUACAGCAGUUAUUGCAUGCUGGCAUGCAUUCAGGAAUUUUGCCACUCAGGUUCAGGCUGACGUUACGGUCUAAACACGGACAUGACUUCCUAAAGGUGGGGAAAAUGGGGAAGGAACCCGAGUGACGUUUUAAAAUACAGUCAAAAGCCAAUUAUCUGGCAUCACGUGCAAUAACACGGGUGACUGAUUUGCUCUUUUUUUUUUUUUACAUCUGCAUUAUUGCGUAUUUGUGAAAUGAACUUGUAACGUUUGUAA
This is a messenger RNA of Puntigrus tetrazona (Sumatra barb), 3043 nucleotides long. RefSeq names its product solute carrier family 1 member 8a (gene slc1a8a). Gene Ontology annotation, cellular component: plasma membrane. The record is from RefSeq and is a predicted model, not a curated record. Gene Ontology annotation, biological process: L-glutamate transmembrane transport. Lineage: Eukaryota; Metazoa; Chordata; Actinopteri; Cypriniformes; Cyprinidae. Gene Ontology annotation, molecular function: L-glutamate transmembrane transporter activity; glutamate:sodium symporter activity; neutral L-amino acid transmembrane transporter activity. Bases 823 to 2553 code for a protein of 576 amino acids. The transcript has 11 exons.